AUGAACGUUGUCGAAACAUUACCUUCAUCAAUAUCAAUAUUAUCAUUAGCUAAUGAUAGUUAUAGACAAAAUGGAAAUUCAUUAUCAGCAUCAUUCGAUGAACAUAGCAAUGAUACAAUAACUGAUAUUAGAAAUAAUACUACAUUAAAUUCCAAUAUUAAGACUACUCGACGUUUUAAUAAAUAUUCUAUAUCUUCGAAACGAGGACUUUUAUAUAUGAAAAAAUGUCGAUUAUCAAGUUCAAUAUUACGCAAUGGACGUUGUUCAAAAUUGAAUAGUGAUGCUACAGCACGAAAAUUGAGAACAAAACAUAAUUAUAUAAGACAACAAUUAGAAAAACAAGUACGUGAAUUAGAAUUUCAACAAAAUAAUUUAUUAUUACAAGUGGAAGAUCUUUAUUUCUAUAAACAUCAACUUGAAGCAAAAUGUGAACAAAGCAGUUCAAAAUAUGAAAUGGUUGUAUGA
Molecule: messenger RNA, 465 nt
Organism: Adineta steineri
Lineage: Eukaryota; Metazoa; Rotifera; Eurotatoria; Adinetida; Adinetidae
Source: the annotation of a GenBank genome assembly